Zymoseptoria tritici IPO323 is the source of this 2169-nucleotide messenger RNA. RefSeq names its product patatin-like protein. The annotation marks the transcript as partial. The transcript has a single exon. Lineage: Eukaryota; Fungi; Ascomycota; Dothideomycetes; Mycosphaerellales; Mycosphaerellaceae. Gene Ontology annotation, biological process: lipid metabolic process. The record is from RefSeq and is a predicted model, not a curated record. Gene Ontology annotation, molecular function: triacylglycerol lipase activity.
CACCAGAACAUCACGCUCGCUUUCCACUUUCAUCGCAACACCGCACUGAACCGAGGUGCUGCCACUGAGGAAAUGGCUCUCAGAUGACCUUGGCCUCGAUCUGGCUACACUGCACAGCCAAGAAUGGACAAGGACAAGGCCAGCGACGGGCCCUCCGUGACGUCGUCCGCUUCUUACGACUAUACCUCACUCCCGGACUGGGACGACGACUUCUACGGCGACGAUGACAUCCUGGCAUUUGCCUCGGCGCUCGCAGCGCCCGAGCAGCUAACAGCCUCACCCUCGGAAGAGGAUCUCUCGAAUCCGAAGCGACCAAACACCGAGUUCAUCACCGCCUUGAACGAUUGGCGUCCUGUACGUCAGCGGAAAGUUCGUCGUCCCGGAGAGGUGGCUGCUGGGAAGAAGAGCAAAUCUGUAAAAUCGCGUCGCGGUAGAGACGAGACUCGGGAGGGCUGGACCUACUCGAUUACCAAGUAUCCGUUGUUGCUAUUCGUCUUUGGCUGGAUUUCGUUCCUGGGAAUCUGCUAUCUACUCACAAGAUUCUACAUAUACCUAUACGAACAAUUCGUGACAUGGCGGGGAAAACGGAACAAGCUGAGGAAGAUGUUGAGAGCUCAGGACAAUUACGAAGAUUGGGUAAAGGCGGCGAAGGACCUGGACAAACAUCUUGGCAACGAUGUGUGGAAGGCCAACGAUGAAGGCUCAUACUACGAUUGGAAGAUGGUCAGGCAGGUGGUGAAGCAAUUGAGGACAUUGCGGGCCGAAGCUGAGGAAGACGAGCGAGACAAUGACGGCCGGACAGGACGCGGUGGAAGUCGAGCUGUGGACGAGCUCCGAGCAGUCUUAGAAUCCUGCGUGAAGAACAACUUCGGCGGGAUCGAGAAUCCUCGUUUGUACAGUGAGACAUACUACGGAACGAAGAAUCUGCUCCAGAAGUACGUCGAGGAGACAUCGGAGUCUCUCAAAUUCCUAUUCUCGAGUCAACAGCUCAGCCAAACGGAGAAACGCUCCCUGGCAAAGCAUCUUUCAGCGAACUUUGGACGGACUGCGUUGUGUCUGUCCGGUGGCGCUACUUUUGCCUACUACCACUUUGGGAUCGCAAAAGCCUUGCUCGAUGCAGACCUCCUUCCCAACAUUAUCACGGGAACCUCGGGCGGUGCUCUGGUCGCGGCAUUAUUGUCUACAAGGACAGAAGAAGAGCUGAAAAAGCUACUGGUACCCGCGCUGGCUUUCCGAAUAACAGCCUGCCACGAUCCUUUCUGGGUUUGGCUCAAGCGAUGGUGGAGGACAGGUGCUCGCUUCGACUCCGUUGACUGGGCUAAGCGAUGCUCGUGGUUCUGUCGUGGUAGCUUGACUUUUCUUGAAGCCUACCAGCGGACGGGUCGAAUUCUGAACGUAACAUGCGUGCCCAGUGAUCCUCAUUCGCCAACCUUUCUGGUCAACUACCUCACCGCUCCGGACUGUGUGAUUUGGUCGGCUGUGCUUGCAUCAGCCGCCGUGCCUGGGAUUCUCAACCCUGUGGUGUUGAUGCGCAAGUUUCCGGACGGCUCACUGGCUCCGUACAGCUUCGGACACAAGUGGAAAGAUGGAUCUCUGCGGACGGACAUUCCUCUAAAGAGUCUGAACCUGCACUUUGGCGUCAACUUCAGCAUCGUGUCGCAGGUGAAUCCUCACGUCUCGCUCUGGUUCUUCUCUUCUCGCGGCACAGUCGGGCGACCAGUAACACAUCGGCGCGGACGUGGUUGGCGAGGAGGAUUCUUGGGCUCGGCCAUCGAGCAGUUCAUCAAGUUAGAUUUGAACAAAUGGCUCAAAGUCCUCCGACAUCUGGAGCUCCUGCCCAGACCUCUAGGACAAGAUUGGAGCGAGGUCUUUCUCCAAAGAUUUUCUGGCACCAUCACGAUCUGGCCGAAGACGAAGAUUUCUGACUUUCCGAACAUCCUUACUGACCCUACCAUGCCUCGUCUGGCAGGCCAGAUCCGAGCUGGACAAUUAGCGGCGUGGCCUAAGCUCAAAUUCAUCAGCAAUCGCCUCGCCAUCGAAAAGGUCAUCGAGGAAGCGCGAGAAGCCACACGUCCUGCCGAACAACCAUUUCCCACACCUCUGCCCGAUGAAGGACGUCUCCGAAGCGUUCUUAGCGAGGACGAUCUGCAAGGCUUACUGGCCAAAGCG